GCUCGUGAAUAUCCCCCCUUCCUCUCGCCUCUUGCACGUGCGGUACAUGAGCUAUAGGGGAAGUACGGUAUUUCAUAUGUACGAGUAUUAUACAGUGCGGUACGAGUGUAGUACCGGUGCAGGCACCGGUAGCUUAGUACUGCACUGUACUGUACUGUACCAUACUCUCACCAUGCUCUGCUUCCUCCCCCUCGCUUGGAUCCGGAGGCGUCUCUCGGGAUCCUUUUUCUAUUUUCCGUGCCUGGCCUUCUUCCGCUGGAAGAUCCAAUGAUAAUUGGGAAACUUCGAUUGGGAAAACUUCUGAAUUGAAUACCUUGCCCAUACACUAACUAACCGUGCCUACUCGUGCAGUACUGUACGUUUUUUUUAUGCUAUUUUAUACUUCUUUUCAGUGUCUGCAUGAUUUCUCUUUUCUUUUUCUCUUACCCUUCGGCCCUGGAAUGAACGAGUAAAUAGAUGUGUGGUAGUGGGUAGGUUUCUUUAUUUUUUGCUUUUUCCGUGUCUGGAUCGAGUGAGUGGGAGAGGGGUUUUUUUCUUCUUUCUUUCUUUUCUUCUUCCGCCUCUCUUUCUUUGUCCUUGUCAUGCGGUCUUGUAUCAUAGGGAAUAAUCGAGCACUAUUUUGCGGAGGAGGUUCAUGGAGGAGGUCGGAAUUAUUUACCGGUUUCCAUCUGCUGCGGUAUGUGUCGUUCAUGAAGGGCCUGAAGGUUCAGGUGAGGCCUGAUGGGCGAGGAGGGCGUGCUGGGGCUGCUGCUACUGCUGCGCCUGUUCAAUUCGCGGGCAAGCAUUAUAAUAUCAUCAGAGGUUUGCAGUAGUAUGCUCAUACAGUCGGGAUAAAUAAUAUUCCUCCCUCAACGGGUCACAAUUACUACCCUAGCUUCAGAAGAAUGAUCGAAAGGUGGAUUUCGCCGUUUGCUGAUAAUGUGAUGGGGAUCUUAUUGGUAUUAUCAUGGCCAUCGCUUUGUUCCUCUGCUGGUGCGGUACACUUUAUGUUCGCUCCCUUUUUUUUAUUUUUUUAUUGCCUCUCUCUCUCUCCCUUCCAAUUCCUAAACUUGCCCUUCUCACCUUUUUUUUUAUUAUUUUAACUUUCCCUUCCCUUCCCUUCCCUCCCUGGGGCGAGUUGCUAGGCGCGUUUCCUCUUUGGGCGGAAACUCCCAUUCUCCACUAGUCUAUCCACUACCCUGACCAACCGCUGCUGCAGCUCUCUCCGCUGUACUCUGUCCCUCCUCCCUCCCUCCCUCCCUCCCUCUCUUUCCCUCAUGCUCUCGCUGCUCACACCUACCACACUCCCUCCACCUCGCACCCUCACCCCCACUCACACACACUCUCUCUAACCUACUUCUAACUAUCUCUCGCUCCCUCCAGUAUCUCUCUUGAGCAUUGCAAUACUCCCUUCGGAACCGACUCUCGUCUUCACUCUUUGCCCUUCAUUGUUUGGAGCUUUCCCUCACUCUCGCUCUGCCCACCUUUCUGCUCACGCUCGCUUUUUCCCUCCCUUCCUCCAAUCUUCUCUUAUUCACCCCUCUCCCCCUCUCCCUCUCGUUCCUCUUACGUAGCUCUGGUCAUUGCUCGGACUCGCACUCUCGCCGUUCAUUGCAUCCUCCCCCUCCCUUCGCACCGCACAGAAUACAACCCACUACCCGUCAUCUCCGAGUGGCUCUUGUCGGAGUGUGAGGGCGGGUUCUCGCGGAGGAGGAACAGGACUCAACGGAACCCUCAUCCCUCUCCCUGCUCACUCGCCCGGCUCCGUCGACUCGUGUUGGAAAAGCCUGCCGGAUCGACUGCUAUUUACCUCUCGGGAUAGAAAGAAAGAAAGAAAAAAAAAAGAAAAAAAAAGUCAUGCCUGGGCUCACAAUUUCCGACGGCGGCGUCUCGCUGGGUGCUGCCCCACCCAUUGUGGGCAACGGAAAGGGUGCAACAGUGGUGCAUGGACAGCAGGUUAUGAGGAUCACUUUUGGUGGGGGCGGUGUCCUGGAGGAAGUGCUCAAGCAUGAGGCCGACCUGAAGAUAACCUUCGGGAAGUCUAUGGUACGGGAAACUCUAUCGACUUGAUGUUCUGCUUGCUUGGCAGGAUGAGGCAGAUUAAUUCUCUAGCCGUCUUUGCCGUGGUUCGGUUGGCUAACGGUUCUGUUGCUGGAUUAUUUAGAGGCUAUUAUAUGGUGAUCACACCAUGGAGGUCCUAUCCACCGUUGAGUCCAGCCGGCAUGAGUUGUAUCGAGCCAAACAGGGUUGUUUGGGGGGUGGCUUGGACUUUGCCGGGACCUUUACACAUCAACUGGAGAUUCGGGAAUUAUACUCGGAAUCUACUGAUGAGAGCCUUCGGGCCCUGCAGGAGUCCUAUCGCCGGAUUAACCAGGAGAAGGAGGCUUCUACGUAAGUCUUGCUUUUGAGUCUAAUCGAUUCCCAUUGGUUUUUUUUGGGUUGUCGGAUUCUCUCGCUUUCCUCCCGCCUUGGUCAUCAUUACUUACUCACACCCCGGAUGCAGAACUGUGGUUGUAGAUAGCGCUUCGAUGCCACCUGCGGUGUCCGGAAAGCGUGCCGCCUACAUGAAAAAACAAGCGGCCGCGGGGAGAGGGAAGAAUGCUCGGAAGCCUGUGACGCAGCCGAGGUCCUAUCCUAGCACGCCACACACGAGAGCCGGAAAAUCACCAGCCCUUAGUGAUGCUGAUGCGGCUGCUCAUUCCGCCAUGAUCAAUGCGAAAUUGGAGGCGUUGAAGGUUCCGUUAAUACACUUGCUCGCUAUGGGCCCCGAUUCGGAGCAGAACCUCGCCUCCAGAACGAGAGUCUCUGAAGAUAUGUGUCUGCGAAUAUUACAAAAGGUUGGGUACAGGGUUUUGAAGCUGUGGGAACUGGUGGAUGAUGUCUACAGGGAUCUCGAUAUCUGGGAAUUUCCAUACCCGUCACAGGCGAACCGAGAGGCAGCCAUAUCGAAUUGUAGAGCCGCUUUCAACAGGCUGCGGUUACCGCGGGAAGCGCCCGAGUGGCAGAAGACGCUAGCGCCAGAGGACAGAGGGAAGGUCGAUCCAUGUCCACCGGCCCCGCAGUCGACCAGGCCAGCGAAGCCUGUGCCUCCGCCAAGCAUAAAGGUUAUAGGAGACGCCACGGAGCCGUCGCAAGUCUCGCUAACCGGGAAGAAGCCGAGCGGUGAUGAGUCAAUGAGUAGAUCUAAUUCACAGAACGCUCCGGCGGCGAAACCGGCUACUAAGGCGGGGCAAGGGGGUUCCAUUUCGCGAAUAAUAGGCAAGAAGGGCCCGAAAAAGGCAGCGACACCCAAGGCUAGAGGAGCCACGGUGAAAGCUCCAAAGUCUGCGAACACUAAGGCUACCAAGGCUGCAAGGGAAACUUGUGCCGCGAGUGCGAAUUCGAAAAUCAAGUCUGCAGAGAGGGUUGAAGAUUCUGACGAGGACAUUGAGAUGGAGGAUGUGAAACUGUCGCCCACUAAACCGGUGGAGAAGAAGACCACUCUGGUGACGAGGCCGGCUCCGAGCCCAAUGUCCAAGGCUCCAUCAAUAACAUCCGCUCCAGCCUCGGAUUUGGAGGCGGAGGAGACAAGGCUGAAGCCCAAAAAGGCCUUGCCCAACAAAGUGCAGAAGUCCCCUGUCAAGAAAGCAAGGAAAAUUGCACCUCCAAGGUCGGCCAAUACUGCUGCCACGAAGGCAAAUGGGUACAGGAUUGCACCUGCAUCGAACCCAAGUGCCAAUUCACUUUCCUCGAAGGAGCAGAUCGCCCGACGUAGCUCGAGCAACUCUCCACCUAAACCCUCGCCUCUGGGGUCAUCGCCGAUGAACGCAUCAGAAAUGGGUGGCACAACAGCUGCUUCCUCCCCUUCUCUCUUGACGCCGAUCGCGGGAACGGCGACACCCGGUCGAUCGCCGCUAGAUUCGGUUACGCUUGCUGCGAAGGCAAAACCGCGCUACAUCCCGAGCAGCUCUCCACCGUUAAAGAGAAAGGCUACUCUGGCGGCGGACCGUGAUCGUGAGGAUAUUUAUUCACGACCAAAUGGAAGAUCGACCGAUCGGGAGCGGGACCGUGACAAGGAGAGAGGAAGGGAGCGGGGCCGGGACCAAGACCGCGAACGUGAGCGUGAGAGGCCAAGCACUAGCACAUCCACCGCCUCUAGCACUAGCAGCAACAAACGUCGAAACAUUUCUCUUGACAUCUCGACAAUCCAACUAGCCCGCAGGUUCAAGGAGGACUACGCACGCUAUGAGAGGCUACACAGGGAGGUCCAAGCCAUCACGGACGCCUUCAAGAAGAAGGAAAAGCUAGAUACUGUGCUGAGAAUGCACAGUGAUCUGGAAAAGAUGAAGGAGACCAUUAUGCGUGCUGCGUCCGUGCAUUGAUCGAGAUGAGCCCAAUCAUGGUCGGCCGCUCUUUCGGGUUUUAUUUUUCCCCAUUUUCUCUUGCUAUAUUUAUCUUUACGAAUUCUGGGAACCCUGUGUUUCUUUUCCGCACGGGUGUCUUGCUAGCUUGACUUGUCUUGCCACGCCUUGCGAGGGAGUGGGUGUGAGUAGGAUGGUUAGUCUCGUCUCAUCUCGUCCCUCCCUCUCUCCGGCGGCGAUCUAGUGCGAGCCACCUAUCCUCACCACCAUCCAAUGAACCCUUCAAUUUCUUGUCAUUAUUGAGUUACGAUAACGCCAUCAUAUCCCACUAUUUAUUCAUUCUUCAUUCCUCAUCUUUCUUCUUCACAUGUCACCAUUCGUCGUCAUCGUCAUCGCCAAUACGGAGUUAAACAUUUUACCAGUUCAAUACAAUUGUCAUCGGCACUCUUAUUUUCUAUAUAUAUCUAUUUUUUCUUAUUGACCUUUUUUCCAACGAUCAUACAAGUAUGAAUAUUCAUUUUUGUCAUUACUUUCUCCCACAACGUCUUGUCUUCUCUUUGUUCGAUUUCUUGUUCAAUUUCUGCAUGGGGUGUUUUGUUUAUUUUUUAUUUUUUUUGGUUUGAUUAUUUCUUCACCUACCUUACUGUCUAGCCUCUUUUGGUCUCCAUGUGUGAUUUGUCUUCUAUGUUUGUCUCGUAGGUCCGAGUUCGAACACUGGGAAGAAAAGAAGAAAAAAAAGGAGUUUUUGUGUUCAUUUGUUUUGGAUCCGUUCUUUGUUUAUUUUUAUUUUUAUUUUUUACCUUGUUAUUGGCAGCUUAUU
This is a messenger RNA of Tuber aestivum (summer truffle), 5139 nucleotides long. NCBI's taxonomy places the organism in Eukaryota, Fungi, Ascomycota, Pezizomycetes, Pezizales, Tuberaceae. The record is from the annotation of a GenBank genome assembly.